Messenger RNA from Purpureocillium lilacinum, 1416 nucleotides. RefSeq lists its product as uncharacterized. NCBI's taxonomy places the organism in Eukaryota, Fungi, Ascomycota, Sordariomycetes, Hypocreales, Ophiocordycipitaceae. The record is from RefSeq and is a predicted model, not a curated record.
AUGCGUCGUCUCCCCUUCGUGCCCGCCCGCGACCCGCGCCACCGCGCCGCCGCCCUCGCCCUCUACCGCGCCCUCGUCCGCUCCGCGCGCCGGGUCCCUCUCCCCGAGGACCUCCUCCUCCUCCACCGGCCGGCCGGCGCAACACCGAAACAGAAACAUGCCACCGCCGCCACCGCCGCUGCCACCGCCGUGGUUCCUCCCCGCCUGGGCCCAAUCGCCGAGACGGUGAGGCGGCGCGUCGCCGGCAACCGCGCCUACACCAGCCUGCGCCUCGUCUACGCCUCCAUGGCCGCCGGGUAUCGCUUCCUCGAGGUGCUCGCGCGCGCGCGCGACGUCUCCUCGCCCGAGAAUGCGCAGCUCGUCGCGCACAUCCGCAGCGCUGCGCAGCACCGUGAUAGUGACAGCCAUCCCGCGAAACAGCAGCAGAGUCUUGAAACCGACGCACCAUCCCGAUCCCGACCCCGUCGCCGCGCACCGUUCGUUCCCCAACCCCUCCCCGAGCCGCUCAUCGUCAACGCCGCACCGCCGGGCCACCCGCCCUCGUACGUCUCCUCUUCGCUGCCCCGGCCGCGCGCCUCCCUCGACGCUGCCUCCUCCCUCCUCCCGCGCCGCGUCCCGUCCCUGUGCUCCACCGCCGACGGCCAGCCCUUCCUGCGCAUGGCCAAGCCGCAGCCCCGCGCGCUGAGCCGCAUGGUCGGCCGCAAGGACCGCAUCUUCCAGCGCAGCAUCUACAAGAUUGUCGAGAUUGACGACGAGCUUGUGCCUGCUGCCGUGCUCGAGGACGAGUGGGAUGGGCUUGUCGCCGAGCAGAUGCGCCGCGAAGGCGUCACUGCCCUGGACGUGGACAUCGAGGCGCCCGGCGGAGAGAAGAAUUGGCACGGCAACGGCGCAACAGCCAGGUCCAGGGCGGCGUCGGCGGGAGCGGCAACCUCGUCGUACAGCUGGAGCGUGCAGCUCGCGCGCCUGUGGUGGGAAUGGCGCGUCGAGAAGACCUGGCAGGACUGGACCGCCCGCGGCAUCGCCCUCAGCCGCAUCGUCGAGGAAGAGCGCGCCCUCGCCGAGCUAGAACGUGACAGCGGCGACAAGCACAACAACCGUGCUGCCCUCCCCCGCCGCCCAAAGCCGGACCCGCCAAACACAAAGACCGGACGGACAACCCGCGACGGCGGCAGCAACAGCAGCAGCAACACCACGCGGCCCAACGUCGCCGAGCACCCGGCCCCGCCCCUACCCCUCCUCUCGGCCAUCACCUCCCGCCUCGGACACGGCAGCGCCGCGCAACUCGACGGCAAGGACCCGUUCCUGUCCGCCGCGUGGACCACGCUCGUCGAGGCGGAGCGGCCGCGGCUGAUGAAGUGGCUAGCACGAGGCGCUGCGGGCCGCACAAACAACGGCGACGCGCCCGCAUCUCGGUAG